Effrenium voratum is the source of this 1650-nucleotide messenger RNA. Lineage: Eukaryota; Dinophyceae; Suessiales; Symbiodiniaceae. The record is from the annotation of a GenBank genome assembly.
UCCACGCGUUUCCACCGAAACGCACCCAUCCGCGCUCCGUCCGCGAUGGACUGGGCCUCCGCGGUGGCGGCGGACUGGCGGGCGCUGGAGGCGGCCCCGGAGGAGGUGAAGAACCAGCGGGAGGUGAUGAUGCAGGCGGUGGCGCAAACCGGCCUCGCGCUGCAGUACGCCUCUGAGGCGCUGCGCCGGGACCGGGCGCUGUGCCUGGCAGCGGUGCGCGCCACGGCGGAGGCGCUGGACUUCGCGGCUCCGGAGCUGCGCCAGGUCACUUGGUCUUUAGAGGAUGCCUCCUUCGCCCUGGAGGCCUGCGCUGUGAACCUUCGGAGCCUGGAGCUGGGAGAGGAGAGGCACCGAGGCGACCGGGCGUUGAUGCAGCAGGCGCUGAAGCUGAAUUGGCAGGCGCUGCAGUACGCCUCGAUGGAGCUGCGCCGGGAUGUCCGGCUCUGCCUCGAGGCGGUGCAGCAGCACUGGCGGGCCCUACUGCACGUGUCGGAGGAGCUGUGGUCAGACCGGGACUUCAUGCUGCAAGCCAUCCGGUGCCGCUGGCAGUGCGUGCAGUUCCUAGCGCCACCUCUGACGUUGGACGGGUCACUGUACCUGGAGGCGCUGAAGGUGGACGUGGGGUGUCUGGACUUUGCCGGGCCGGAGCUGAGGGGGGACCCCGGCUUUAUGCUCGCAGCUGCCAAGCUCCAGGAGGUUGCGCUGGAGAAGGUCACUGGGCAGCUGUUUGAGGAGCCGAGCUUUUGGGCCUCGGUGGUGCGUGAGCUGCCGAAUGGCUGGCGCCUCGCUUACGAGGAGUAUGGGCCGAGCUCCCUGCGCGACAGCCCCGAGGUCAUGCUGGAGGCGGUGAGGAUGAACAUCGACGCGCUGGAGUACGGCACGCAGAAGGUGAGGAGCGAGCCGGCGAUUCUGCAGGAGGCAGUGAAGCGAAGCUGGCGAGCCGUGGAGCACGCGGCGAAGCUGGACGCCGGGUCUGUGCUCAAGGCACUCGAGAAGGACUGGCGCGCCAUCUCGGUGUACCUGGACUCCUUGAGCUGUCUAGAGGAGGUAGAGGCGGAGAGCAUGAAGGAGAUGAUCCGGCGCAACCCCCAGGUGGUGCGCGACCCGAGGCUGAGCGGCGAGAAGAUGGUGGUUCUGCGGGCCGUGAAGCAGGACGGCCUGGUGCUGCGCUUCGCGUCGCCGGAGCUGCAGGACGACGAGGCGAUCUGCUACGCCGCGGUGAAGCAGACCUGGCGUGCGUUGGAGUUCGCCUCCGCGCGGCUGCAGGGCAAGGAGGAGCUGGUGGACCUGGCGCUGAAGCAGGAGGGCCUCGCUCUGCAGUUCGCCUGCCCGGAGCUGCGGAGCCGGCCCAAGCUGGUGAUGCGCGCCAUGACCCGCAACAUCGCAGCCUUCCAGUUUGCCGACCCGCGCUUGCACAAGGACACCAACUUCUGGGAGGAGCUGACCCGCCGCUUCCCCACCGCCUGGGUGCGGUGGAUGAAGUUCGGCCGCGGCGUGGAGUCCCCGGGCUUCUCCGCGCCCAGGAAGCCGCCGAAGAAGGUAGACUUGGGCCUGGAGACCGUGCAGCUGUGAGGGGGCUUGCGCCUCGCGGCAAAGAGCUGUGUCGAGAAAGAAGCAAAAUGAAACGGGAUGCAAGGGAACCCAUCCUUU